Molecule: messenger RNA, 333 nt
Organism: Oikopleura dioica
Lineage: Eukaryota; Metazoa; Chordata; Appendicularia; Copelata; Oikopleuridae
Source: the annotation of a GenBank genome assembly
AUGAAACUUACUUUUUCUCUUUUCUCGCUCUUUUUGAGCAGUGUUUUUGGAAGUAUAACAAAUAGAAAUAUUCCUUUAUCCCUACGAAUGUCACCCUAUGCUUUGCUUCAUGAUACUACAAGUUACUUUAACAAACGAUCCGGCUUCAGGAACAUCAUCAACCCUGCACAUAUCCGAACCGCUUCGCCCGAGACUUUGUUCAAGACUUAUUCUGGAAUCGAGGAUUUCUUCAUGAAGAACGGAAAAAACCCACUAGCGAGGCUCACUCUAAAUCCCGAAAAAGUGCAAAAGUCGCCGAAGCCUAGCUUUUUCAAUCUGGUUAAAAACAUGUGA